AUGGCGUCUGCUGUGGACAGCAACACCGCCUGCUCCCACCCGCUCGGCGGAACGGUAAGCAAGGCACUGUUGAUUGUCACGCCCGCCUUCGCUCGCAGGCAAGACUUUGUGCAGUACCUCAAGUAUAAGCUCUACGAUGCCGGCUUCAUCGUUGUGCGUGAGGAGCUGCGCCUGUUGAACUGCGAAAUUGCGGAGAAGAUGGCCAUUGAGCUGGACCGGCCCCUUGUACCUCCUGCACAGACGGUGACUGAUGGUGCGCGGACGUCAACCGGCUUUCCCGCAUCACUGCUGCCGGCGGCGCAUGACCUGGUAGGCACGGCGUAUGUUUUUGUGUUGGCUCGCACAAAGUGCCAUGAGCUGCUGCAGUCCUUCAUCGAGACACAGCUGUGCGGCGAGGACGCCGAUGUGCUGGACGCGUUCCUGGGGGCGCAUCAUGUGCAGGGUCGCAAGCUGCCCCUCUGGACCUCGCUGACGGCAAACGGCGCGAAGAAGUCCGUCGCGUUGCUGUUCCCUCGCAUGCUAGCCGAGGAUGUGCCGACGUCAGCCGUGUCGCGGGAGUACGUGCAGGCAAAUCUGAAGCAGGCGCUGGUGCCCACCUUGGCGGCUCUGGCCAAGCAGAAGCCGGAGAACCCGCUGCGGUGGCUGGCGAUGCGGCUGCUCACAAACAACACGCAGGACCCGCCGAUGAUUUCGAGCCCUUCCUAG
Leishmania mexicana MHOM/GT/2001/U1103 is the source of this 705-nucleotide messenger RNA. RefSeq lists its product as hypothetical. The transcript has a single exon. The record is from RefSeq and is a predicted model, not a curated record. The coding region runs from base 1 to 705 and encodes 234 amino acids. NCBI's taxonomy places the organism in Eukaryota, Euglenozoa, Kinetoplastea, Trypanosomatida, Trypanosomatidae.